AUGCAAAUGACUGAGGUGGUUGGGUUGUCCGUGCUCUGUAUUGGCUCAUUGGUUUACACAAAAUUAUACAGCAAGAGAUAUGACGAUCACGCCAGCUCGGGCUUACUUCAGAGUUUCCGAUAUCGGACGCCGAUUCCUACCAGUGCUCUUAUUGUUUUGCCCGCAAGACCAAGACUCCAAGACCAAGAGUUGGCACCGAAAACCCCACCCGCCGCACUCCCGCACAGGACAGGGCCUCCUCGCCGACUCGCGCGCACCAUCGUCCUCGCCGUCCGCGCAGCCAGCGGCGGCCUGCCUCCCUCGACGUCCGCCCCGACCCCUAUCCGCCGUCGCGUGCGAAGAUGCUCGACAUCGUUCCGCACGGACCGGGACAAGCACGGCGACCCCGAGCUUGUCCGCAACUCGCAACGCAGCCGCUUCGAGCCCGUCGAGCUCGUCGACGAGGUGAUCGCCCUCGACUUGGCGUGGCGCCAGAGGCAGGUGGAUGUCGACAAGAUCAGCCGGGAGCUCAACAAGACCAACAAGGAGAUCGGCAAGCUCAAGGCCGAAAACCAGGAUGCGACGGCGCUGAUACAGAGCACGGAAGAGAUUAAGGGCAGGUUGGCCGCCAUGAAAACGGAGGUGCAGGAGGCCAAGACCACCCUCGAUGCCAAGCUCGCCACCAUUGGCAACAUCGUCCAUGAAUCUGUUCCCGUCAGCAAAGACGAGGCAAACAAUGUGAUUGUGCGGACAUGGGGAGAGAGAAGACUAGAGGCGAACUUGAAGAAUCACGUGGAUCUUUGCAUAAUGCUUGACAUUGUAUCUUUGGAGAAAGGUGCUGAUGUAGCUGGUGGAAGAGGUUACUUCUUGAAGGGCGACGGUGUUCUCCUGAACCAGGCGUUGAUAAAUUUUGGGCUAGCAUUCCUGAGAAGAAGAGGCUUCACACCAAUGCAACCUCCCUUUUUCAUGAGAAAGGAAAUCAUGGGCAAAUGUGCCCAGUUGGCCCAGUUUGACGAGGAGCUCUACAAGGUAACAGGUGAUGGUGAGGAUAAGUAUCUCAUAGCUACAUCUGAGCAACCGCUAUGUGCUUAUCAUCUAGCUGAUCGAAUUUAUCCUGGUGAUUUACCGAUUAGAUAUUCUGGGUUUUCUACCUGCUUCCGGAAAGAAGCUGGUUCACAUGGGAGGGACACAGCUGGCAUCUUCAGAGUCCAUCAAUUUGAAAAGAUCGAACAGUUCUGUGUCACAAGUCCAAAUGACAAUGAAUCAUGGGAAAUGCAUGAGGAGAUGAUAAAAAAUUCAGAAGAUUUUUAUAAGGAGAUUGGCCUACCAUAUCAAGUAGUUUCGAUUGUCUCUGGUGCUCUUAAUGAUGCUGCAGCUAAAAAGUAUGAUUUGGAAGCAUGGUUCCCUGCGUCAAAAACCUUCAGAGAAUUGGUGUCCUGUUCAAAUUGCACAGAUUAUCAGGCAAGGAGACUUGGAAUAGGCUAUGGCCAGAAAAAGAAUGAUAAGCAAUCAAAGCAGUUUGUUCACAUGUUGAAUUCUACCCUGACUGCAACUGAGAGGACCCUUUGCUGUAUUCUGGAGAACUAUCAGAAGGAGGAUGGUGUUGAAGUGCCAAAGGUACUGCAACCAUACAUGGAUGGAAUAGAUUUCCUUCCUUUCAAGCGGCCUCUUGGUAGCAAACAAGCUAGUGACGCCAAACCCAACAAGUCUAAACCUAAGGGAAAUGCAGCUUGAGCUGUAAGAGGCGUGAACUGAAACUUAUCUGCAUCCGGGAGAUAAUGAUGCGUCCGUUUAUUAAUUUGUGGGGCGUUGUUUGUAGCAUGAUUGUCAUGUUACGGUUUUGGUACCCCAGUUUUGGAUGUUUUGGUUACAAAAUAUUGCAAUCCAGGAAGUUACCACAAAGUAUAUUACUAGUAUAUUUUAUAAUGUAUAUACUAUGAUUGUCAAAUUUACGACCUAGGGAUGUGUGUAAGCCUGUGAAGUAGGACGGAGGGAGUAUAUUGAUUGAUUUGUCAAUUGUCAAUUACACCAAUUAAUAUUUU
Messenger RNA from Lolium perenne, 2021 nucleotides. Its product is annotated as serine--tRNA ligase, cytoplasmic. The record is from RefSeq and is a predicted model, not a curated record. Gene Ontology annotation, biological process: seryl-tRNA aminoacylation. NCBI's taxonomy places the organism in Eukaryota, Viridiplantae, Streptophyta, Magnoliopsida, Poales, Poaceae. Gene Ontology annotation, molecular function: serine-tRNA ligase activity; ATP binding.